Messenger RNA from Glycine soja, 2924 nucleotides. RefSeq lists its product as uncharacterized. The coding region runs from base 250 to 2487 and encodes 745 amino acids. The transcript is spliced from 7 exons. The record is from RefSeq and is a predicted model, not a curated record. Gene Ontology annotation, biological process: intracellular signal transduction. NCBI's taxonomy places the organism in Eukaryota, Viridiplantae, Streptophyta, Magnoliopsida, Fabales, Fabaceae.
GAAAAAUUAUAACGAAAAUUUCGGGCACAGCCGCCCUGAGGACUUCCCGCUUAUCCCUCUGUCAAUUGCGGUUUCAUUUCAUGUUUCGGACCCAAACAGUAACACACUUCACAUUUAUGAUUUAUUCAACACAGUCAACGAACCCUUCACAAAACGCAUCAUCAAUCUUGUUUUCCAAUUUCCUUCCGAUCUGUAACCGUCUAUUGAUUGGAUUAUAGCGUAUCGUAUGAACUCUAGCUUGCUUUCGCCAUGGAAAAUCAACAGUUAGUGGAGACAAAUGGAGCAGGUUUUCAAGCUGUUGAGAAUCUGCGAGUAGAUGAUUUGGAACUUGAUCAGGAUAAACAAUCGAAGGAGGCAAAGGCUGAGAAAAUUGAUCACGAAGACGAUAAAUUGGAUGAUAUAUCAGACCAGAUAAAUGACGGGGAAGAUGCAAGGUCUAAUACAAAAGAUGAGAGUGGGAAUUUGCAAUCUGGAACUCAACCAGAAAACUUAGAGACCAAAUCUGAAACUGAAGUCAGUACUGAUAAGCAAGAGGAUUCCGGUGAUAAGAUGGGUGCAGGUGGAGAUUUGGAGCCUAAAAAUCAAGAAACAAAUAUAGAUAAUAAUUCUGGACAGAGUGACUUGGCUAAAGAAGUGGCUGAUAGGGAAUCAACGCAGAUAUUUGAUAAGUCAGAUGAAAUUCCUAGCGAGGACCACAAUUUGGAGCCUGUAUUUGAUGGAACAGAAGUUCCAGGGAUGGAAGCUAACCGGAGUAUGUCAGGCCGUAGGUUGAAUGAUCAGGAUUCUCCAGGUGUGGUUGAGAAGGCUGUGGCUCUCAAGAAUUUUGUUAAGGAGAAGAGUGCAGUGGCAGUCUCCACCAUGAUGCGCCGCCUUUCUGGAAAAAGAGAUGAAGGUACCGAGGAUAAUGCUGAUGAUGAAGGUAAGGAUGUUUCAGACAUCCCAAAAGUCGGUGAAACCAAAGUGGUGUCUGACAAGGCAGUGGAGAAAUUUGACUGGAAUCCCUUACAUUACAUCAAGAAGUCAUCUGAUGUUGGUGUGGAAAACAAAACUGAGCAGGGGGACUCAAUAGCCAUGAAAGGAAGGAUUAUACUGUACACAAAACUAGGGUGCCAAGAAUCUAAAGCAAUUAGGCUAUUUUUGCGUAUGAAAAGGCUUAGAUAUGUUGAAAUCAACAUAGAUGUGUUCCCCGGUAGAAAGAUGGAGCUGGAAAAGAUUUCUGGAUCUGCUUCUGUACCCAAGGUUUUUUUCAAUGAAAUACUAAUUGGAGGCUGGAAUGAGCUAAAAAACCUGGAUGAGUCUGGUAAACUUGAUGAGAAGGUUGACUUUCUUAUUACUGAAGCACCAUUAUUUGAAGCCCCAUCACCACCUCUCUCUGGAGAGGAUGAUGUGUCCAGUAGUGGACCACUUGAUGAAUUGGCAAUUAUUGUCCGUAAAAUGAAAGAAUCUAUUGCUGUGAAGGAUCGGCUGUAUAAAAUGCGCAGGUUCACUAACUCUUUUCUCAGCUCAGAAGCUAUCGACUUCUUAUCAGAAGAUCAAUAUUUGGAAAGGCCAGAGGCUGUUGAGUUUGCACAAAAGCUUGCUGACAAACUUUUCUUUCAAAAUGUUCUUGAUGAGGAUAUAUUUGAAGAUGGAAAUCACUUGUAUCGGUUUUUGGAUGAUGACCCAACUGUGGUAUCACAAUGUCACAACAUUACUAGGGGCAUAAUUACCUUGAAGCUCAAGCCUUUAGCAGAAAUUGCAUCAAGAUUGAGGUUUCUGUCUCAUGCUAUGUUUGAAGCCUAUGUUUAUGAAGAUGGACGUCGUAUUGAUUAUACAAGUAUACAUGGAAGUGAGGAGUUCGCAAGGUAUCUGAGAAUAGUUGAAGAGCUUCAAAGAGUGGAAAUAUCGGAUUCGUCUAGAGAAGAGAAGCUUGCGUUCUUUAUUAAUCUUUAUAAUAUGAUGGCCAUCCAUGCAAUCUUAGUAUUGGGCCAUCCAGAUGGAGCACUGGAAAGAAGGAAAUUAUUUGGAGAGUUCAAAUAUGUUAUUGGUGGGUCAACCUACUCACUUUCAGCUAUUCAAAAUGGCAUAUUGAGGGGAAACCAACGACCACCAUAUAACCUUAAGAAGCCAUUUGGUGUAAAAGAUAAACGGUUGACGGUGGCACUUCCUUACCCUGAGCCUCUUAUUCAUUUUGCUUUGGUAUAUGGUACCCGAUCUGGGCCUGCACUUCGGUGCUACUCUCCUGGAAAUAUUGAUGAAGAGUUAUUGGAUGCAGCCCGUAAUUUUCUGAGAAAUGGAGGCAUUGCAGUUGAUUUGACUGCAAAGGCUGUAAAUGCCAGUAAGAUCCUAAAAUGGUAUAGUAUAGAUUUUGGCAAGAACGAGGUAGAGGUGAUAAAGCAUGUUUCAAACUACUUAGAUUCAGCUGACUCAGAAGUAUUGUUGGACCUACUUGCUACUUCCGAGUUGAAGGUGACAUAUCAGCCUUAUGACUGGGGCUUGAACUGCUAGCAUGGGCUACCAAAGUUCUGUAAAUAUGUCACCUAGAUUACUGAUUUUCCGUUAUACAGAUUACCACCAAAGUAAUCAAUGUCUUAUGUUAACUUUUCUGCCCAUUUCACUUGCCUGUAUAGAAUGGUACACGAGGAAGACAAAAAUAGGUCUGAGGAAAAUAUUUCUCUUAUUUCCUGAAUUCCUGUUCUAUAUGUACCGUCUUUCUACAUCUUUUGCUCUUUAUUGUUUGAUGCAACUUAUGAUGAUCCAUUACAUUUACUCUGCUUGAAGAGCUUGAACUUGUAAUGCCUUUCUCAGCCUAUUAAAGAACCGGUUAUAAGCAUUGGUCCUUGGAAAUUUUGACAUGGAUUUUGUGUAAUGGAAAGACCUAUCAAAGCAUUUAUGAACUCCAAAAAAUGGGGAAAAAAUGAAUUGUCGGAUUGGAGAUGUUCUUA